AUGGCCGAGCAAACGAGCCAGAGCUGGCAAGGUGGCCGGGUGUCGCGAGCCGGUUCGCGAUCAAGCCCCGGCCUCCCGCAACAGAGACGCUUCGAUGAAUCAUGGGUAGAGGUAUCUUCGCAACCUUCUUCGUCUUCCCUCUCCAGCAUCGGCGAUGAAAUCGUCACCACUGGGCUGCGCGUCGGUGGCCCCUAUGCCCGCCGCCGCCGCUUACAACCUCCGGCCAGGUCGCUCCCGCAGCAACCGACAGCCAUCCACGCCGCCGCCGCCGCCGAGGCAAGCAGCCAGGAGGAAUACGAGGAGAGUGAGAGCGAGAGCGAGGAUGAUCAAGUCCUAACCAGCUCGACGGAGAACGUGCACCCGUCGGAGGAGGAGAUGGAUGUGGACUCAGACGCCGACUCUGAUGGUGAUAACGUCACCGCGCUAGGGCGAGCAUCUGACCAACCCGUCUUCCGACCACAGCCAAAUGCCUUCUCACAUCCCCUAUCACAGCAAACUCAUCAGAGAAACAGCUCUGCCCCUUCAACUAUGCCACCUCCACCUCAUCCCCACAGUGGUUUUACACGACCAUCAUUCUCUCAGCGAUCUCAGGUGCGGCCCAACCAAGGAAGCCCCAACUUCAUGUCCCCCGCCAUUCGCGAAGAAAACGACGCCGCCCUGCGAGCGUCUCUGACCACACUCCUCUCUUGCGCCGCGGCUGCCCGAGGCUUGCCCAAGUCCAAGGAGGAGGCGGAAGUCCAACGGGCUUCCAACACUGGAGUGGGCCCUAGCUCGCAGCCCAUGGGGUUGCGACUGGUUGCGGAGUCGGAGUUGGAUGCGGAUCCUUCGCGGGCCCAACGUGCACGACAUGCGACCCCGACUCCACCCCGGAAACGGGGCUCGCCAACCAGAUCCGCAUCUGCGGAGAAGAUCAAGCACGGCGCCGUAACUGGCUCGGUACCACGGGCUACCAAGAAGAAGAAGAUUGCUCAGUCCGAGGAGACUCUCAUCUCUCCUACUCUCCUCACAUGGGUUGUCAGUGCUGGUGUCGUCGUCCUCGUGUCUGUUGUGGGCUUUGGGGCUGGCUAUGUCAUCGGCCGGGAGGUCGGAAAGCAGGAGGCGCUGGCGGUCAGUGUUGGCAGCGUUAACGAAACAACGUCUUGUGGCGGCGAAGUUAUUCGGUCGUCUAGCAGCGGGCUGCGGCGGCUCCGGUGGGGAGCCGUGGGGAAGAGCAUCGUCGCUUAG
Molecule: messenger RNA, 1224 nt
Organism: Ilyonectria robusta
Lineage: Eukaryota; Fungi; Ascomycota; Sordariomycetes; Hypocreales; Nectriaceae
Exons: 2
Coding region: 1-1224 (407 amino acids)
Source: RefSeq, a predicted model, not a curated record